AUGCACGAACAACGAAGAGCCCAAAGGGAAUACAACUGCAAUAUUUGCGGUGAGGUGUUCCGCAAUAUAUUCCCCUUACAAGCCCAUCAACACGAUGUCCUUCAAGUUGGCCGUGGGAAACGUACGAAGACGCCGACCCGGCGAACAAAAAGGCAAAGAACUGAUGAACCAGGUAUGUAUAAAAGAAAAUAUUUCGAUUACUGUCUUUGUAUUUAUACAGAUAUUUUUUCUCUUUUAAGAACUGCCAACAUCUUCGACACGCGUUAACGAAGGUAAGAGAGUAUAUGCUGUGUAAUAAUUUAAGUUAAAAUCACACUAAUACAUUUUUCUCUCUUUUCAGGUGCUUCCACGUCUACAGUCGUCAACGAAGGUAUGAAAUUCAAUUUUUUAUACCGUAUAUAGUAUAUUGAUUGUGGUGAUUUGGUGUGUAUAUUGAUAAUGUUAAUUACUCGGUUUUAAAACAUUGCCAGGAGAAAGACUUUGAAAUCCUAACGUUUACAUUUGAAAAAUAUUUUCAUGUUGUUUCACUGUUUGUGUUUUGAAAACAUGAUAAAAAUAAUCGAGUAAUUUUUAUAGCGUGGGUUUAUCGUGUGGAAUGUUCCUAAUUAUUCAUGUUAGGCUUAUGUUCAUUUGAUUUAGAACUAUUAAUUUAUGUCAUUGUACGAGUAUUUACGCUACAUCAUUUUUGUAACAUUCGCUAGCGUUUUAUAGUGAGGUAAAAGUAAUUUUCAUAGCCUGGGUUUAUCAUGUUGCUAUGUGAAAUUGCAUGUUCCUAAUAUAUUUAUGUUAGACUUAUUUCGAUUUUUUAUGAAUCGGGUGUUUGUAUGACAAAAUUAGUGCGGAGCUCUAGACAAAAAUAAAGAAUCGGGUGUUAUAAUUUCUAUAGGACCCCAAGAGUUCCCUCAGGAUCCCCUAUUACCACCAUCUAACCUUCCUUCCCAGCUCCACCGAGAGCAUUGGCGUGCUAUACGUACGCGAGAAAGUCGAGGCAAUCGGAUUCAGGAUUGGUACAACUAUCGUUUGAGCUCGAUGAAUAUGGGGCAACUUGUCAACAGCAUACAGCACUUAUUCGAAGAUCAAACCACCGUCUUUAAGUUAAAUCUCUCCUUUGGUUUCGUAUUAUUUAAUAACGAGACACAACAAAUGCAAUAUCACCACCCCUCAGCAAACAACAGCCGUGUCUUCGACUCCCCGUUCCAGAUUCGUGAUCGUGAAGAUUUAGCUCAAGUUCGCGAAACGAUACAAAACAUCGACAUUCAUGAAUGGGCUCGACAACAGCGACCUAAUUCCAAAUGGAUUGUCAUGGAUGUUACCAAUGUUACCUUCUACGUCACCAAACUUCGCGACCAUCCCAUAGGCCGCAGUGUCCGACUACCUAAAUACAUACUGGAGAGCCGUGCCAUCGUGUCGCUCGCCUGUAAUGAACAUACAGGACUACCAUACGAGGAUAAACUGUGCUUUUUCCGUUGUUUGGCCCUACACCGUGGUUUUCAUCCCCAUAACCUGGAGCGCGACACUCACUACUUCUAUGAGCAGUAUUCUCAAGAUGAUGAUUUUGACGGCGUGACACUGGAAGAACUCCAAGAGUUGGAAAAGUUAUUCGAGUUGAACAUUUUCGUGUAUCGCCCUACAGAGCUACAUGACGAAGAUGACGACACGACCUCCAUCGUGGCUCAACUCAUACAGUGCUCCCAUCGUAGCUACGCCAAUUCGAUGUACCUGAACCUCUACGGCAGUCACUUCAGCUAUAUUAAGAAUUUGGCGAUGUAUUCCAAGUCCUACUGUUGUUCCGAGUGUGACAAAAUGUGGAAGACAGCAAAAGCCUUGAACCAGCACGAGCGAACAUGCGAAGCAACUGUACGUCACAUCUUCCCUGGUGGUGCCUACUAUAGGAAGGUUAUUUUUGCACUUAUAUUCUUUAUAUUCUAAUAUAUCUUAUGUUUUAGCAAAAUACAGAGGAUCAGAUGAUAGAGGAAAUGGUGGGAUGUCUGAUGGGGCUGAAUAGUGAGGUAUAUAACAUAAGGUUUGAACUCAGCAGUGGUCUUUCCUGUGCUUACCAUAUGUAUACCUUUUAGGUGAGUGAAGAUGAAGACGAAGUGAAUAAAGAUAAACUCGUUGAAGAGAGAGUAAGUAUCACACUCGUGAUCGAUUUUAGCGGUUGUUAUAUAGAUUAGUAGGCCUGUGUAAGUAUCUUGCUUUUUACUUAUGACACCUUUUCAUUUAUUUAGGAUGUGGUCCAUCCUCUGCUCAAACUCCAAGAUAAAUUGUCAGAAUACUUACAAGAGCUACCAAUUCUUGGGUUCAACUCUGGUAAAUAUGAUAUUAACGCUGCGAAAAACCCCUUCUUUUCACAUCUCGUCAAAUACGAACAAGUUAAGUUUGUGAUAAAGAGGAACAAUAACCACAUGUGUCUUAAGACUCAACAUUUAAAAUUCCUCGAUAUCACAAACUAUCCGGCUCCGGGAUUUAGUUACGAACAGUUCCUCAAAGCGUACGAGUGCUCCCAGACCAAAGGCUACUUCCCGUACGAGUGGGUCGACUCCCUCGACAAACUCAAUCGUUGCUCCUUACCACCACGCGAAACCUUCCAUUCCACUCUAUCCGGAACCGACAUCACCGACGAACAGUAUGAGUAUUGCCAGGGUGUAUGGGACGAACAGAAUAUGACAACUUUCCGCGACUUUCUCGUGUGGUAUAACAACCUUGACGUAGUCCCCUUCCUUGAAGCAAUUGAUAAAAUGAGCAAUUUCUGGCAAGAAAGGAACAUUGAUAUGUUUAAGGACGGUGUGAGUGUGCCUGGCUUAACUAUGAAAUAUUUAUUUUCAAACAUUCCAGGCACCUACUUCUCCUUGUUCAGCGAGAAGGACAAGGAUAUGUAUUAUUCAAUGAAGGAUAAUAACGUAGGGGGCCCCAGCAUUAUCUUUAACCGGUACCACGAGAAAGAGAAAUCAUUCAUACGGAAGGAAGAAAUGCGAGCCACAGGAAAAGAAUCUGAACCCUGCAAAAAUGUAGUUGGUUACGAUGCCAAUGCGCUCUACUUGUGGGCCAUCAUGCAAGACAUGCUAACGGGGCAGUACACCAGACGGUUAGAGGAGGACGGGUUUAAGAAACUGUGA
Paramuricea clavata is the source of this 3116-nucleotide messenger RNA. Lineage: Eukaryota; Metazoa; Cnidaria; Anthozoa; Malacalcyonacea; Plexauridae. The record is from the annotation of a GenBank genome assembly.